AUGUCGACGCACUCGGCAACGUCGGGUGGCUCUGCGGCCAGGAAAAUGACGCCGUGUUCAUUCUUCGUAGCAGGAAAGUGCCGCAAUGGCAGCAGCUGCAAGUUUUUCCACGCUUCACGCGAGGAUCUGGCAGUGAGUCCGUUGCCUUGCAAGUUUUUCCUGCGCGGCACGUGCACCGCAGGACGCGGGUGCAAGUUCUCGCACUCGGCGGAGGCGCAAGCGGCAUCCACGCGUGUUAGCGCCAGCACGGGCGAGAAAACGACAAAACCGGGCUCUUACGGUGUCCCGUGCAAGUUCUUCAAGUAUGGCGACUGCGCGAAUGGAGACAAAUGUCCGUACUUGCACAAUAAGAAGGAGGAAGAAGAGCAUAAGGACAAGGUGGAAGCUGUGACGGAGGGAGCAUCCACCCCGCAGAAACAACCUGAUGAUGAGGAGAAAGUGGCGAAGGACGAAGUAACAGAGCUCAAGGAUUUCAUCUCCAAGGAGGAAGAAUUAUAUUAUUACGGAGCUCCGGGUGAAUUUGAAGACACAGCCGCAGAGUCGGUGCCCCCGAUGCCCAAGGAAUCGUACGUGGAGGUGGCCAAGAAGAACGUGAGGGACGGACCGCUGUCAUUUGAUGAAGAGCGCCCUGCACCACCAAAAAUCUGCACAUUCUUCUUGCAAGGACUGUGCAGGUAUGGAAACACCUGCUUCUACGCGCACUCGCUGCCCGAGCGUGUUGAAAGCGAGGAGGAAAUGCUUGCAAUGGGCGAAGAGAUCCAUCUGUCACAGGAUCUGGAAUGCGGCAUUUGCUACGAGAUUAUUCUAAAGAAGGGCGAGCGAUUUGGCCUGCUCUCCGGAUGCAACCACUCGUUCUGCCUCACAUGUCUGCGCAACUGGCGAAGCAGUGAGGACCAGCCCAAGCAGACGGUACGUCAGUGUCCCGUGUGUCGAGUGGAGACCAAGUUUAUUAUCCCUUCAAGUCGCAUGGUCACCAGACCGGAGCGCAAGAAAGUCCUCAUCGACGUGUACCGGAAAAACCUCUCUGGCAUUCCAUGCCGCCAUUUCGACGAAGGAAGAGGAACUUGUCCAUUCGGCACCAGCUGCUUCUACGCUCACCGUUACCCGGACGGCACGUUGGCAUCACGCCAAGUGCGAACCGCGGUCGACUCUGACGGCCAGUACGAUGUCCUUCGUCAAGUGCGUCUUGAGAACUUCUUGAGGCAGAGUGAGAGCAACGAAUAGCUGUGAGAAUUCCUCUUCUGCAUCCAUAUUGCUGCAUG
Messenger RNA from Phytophthora infestans T30-4, 1262 nucleotides. RefSeq lists its product as uncharacterized. Lineage: Eukaryota; Oomycota; Peronosporomycetes; Peronosporales; Peronosporaceae. The coding region runs from base 1 to 1224 and encodes 407 amino acids. Gene Ontology annotation, biological process: protein polyubiquitination. The transcript is spliced from 6 exons. The record is from RefSeq and is a predicted model, not a curated record. Gene Ontology annotation, molecular function: ubiquitin protein ligase activity; metal ion binding.